This is a messenger RNA of Akanthomyces muscarius, 1227 nucleotides long. RefSeq lists its product as uncharacterized. The transcript has 2 exons. NCBI's taxonomy places the organism in Eukaryota, Fungi, Ascomycota, Sordariomycetes, Hypocreales, Cordycipitaceae. The record is from RefSeq and is a predicted model, not a curated record. The coding region runs from base 1 to 1227 and encodes 408 amino acids.
AUGUCACAGUUUCAAGCACACGUGGAACAUGGCAGCAGUGUCGCAGACGUGUCCGACACUGUCAGUUACGACUAUUGCGGGACAAGCAAUCAUCCACCGGUGUCGUUUACAGCUGCGCCUGGGUAUGGCACUGCCCGAGGACCUAGCACUCGUACGUCGACAAGAACUCGCUUGCAAGCGGCAGUUGGUCGUGUUUCCAGCUCGCUCGAUGGCAUUACUGCAUCGCCAGAGCGUGGUGCCCAAGCAUUCGAGAUGAAGCAAUUCAACGGGAGCUUCAACAGCUUAAACUCGACGGCGUCUUCCGAGUACUUUGGCAGCGGCAACCACUGGCAGGGCUUUGAGUCUUCGAGAGACCCUCAGAAGGUUUUGUUUGCGGAGGUUCCCCCCACAGAGGGGGUUAAUGGCAUUGUCGGCAUCCCGCGUCUCCCUUUUCCGCUCAUCAGCCUACCAGAGGCCGCCAAACUGCAAAAGGGCCGCAUCGAGCGCGGCGAAGAAGACCACACUGGCCCAGGAAGUUCGUUUGUGACAAGAGCAUGUUCCGAGACGCGAAGCACCAUUUCAUCCACCAACAGUCCUCGCACACCACGCUCUGUGUUCUUUUCACAUAGCCGGAUCGGCAGCAGCCGUGACCAUUUCGACAAGUCGGGUCCUGGCUGCUCCCGCUGGGACUCUCCGCGCAGUCACGGUCUGUCGAACGAAUCAAACGAGCGUGUUUCUUCGUUGUUGCUCCUCGGUGGCGAACGGCGGUCUCAGGUUCUCAAGACCCCCGACCCCCGUUCAUCGUACUGGCUAUCGGCCGACGAAGAGUUCCGGCAGGUUGCCCCCAGACUCCUCCGGCUUCGUGGAUUCUCAGCAUCUACCAGAGAGCGUAGGGCUAUGGACGGUUCUUUGCGGCUCGAACAAUCCCUCUUGACCGCAUCCGAGACCCGCCUCAUGGCGUCUGCACGGGCCGAUAUUUUACAUCGAAGACGAUAUGUUCGAGAUUGCGAGAAACGUCUGGCGUCUGUCUUCAUAUCGGUCGCUCUACUGAGUGUUGUAUUUCCUGUUGCUGGCAUUCUCGCCAUUUGUGGCGCGUUCAACUCUACCAUUACCUGGUACACGCACGGCGAAGUGGCGCACUUUACCGUCCGUCAGAGAACAAUUCUGAGGCGGUUACUUUUUGCCGAUCUCGUGGCGUACAUUUGCCUGGUCGUUAUUCUAUCGGUUUACUUUUCCGUCGGGCUGUAA